UGAACAUUUAACCUUAAAGUUAUCACUAUGUUUAUUUGUAAUAAUUUUAAACUAGUUUUCUAAUAUUUCUAACAUUAAAUAAAUAAAAAAUGGAGAUAAUUAACAGCAACUGCGCUACUUUAAGCAAUUUCGAGAUAAUGGUACAUUUACAAAGAAUUAAAGAUGGGAAAAAGAAACACAAAGGACAACUAGCCACAAUAACAUAUGAAACACUGAGAUACCUUGAGAACACUCAAUGCAAAGAUCAAGAACCAGAGUCAAUAAAGAAUUGUUUAAAAGCUUUAGAACCAUAUAGCUUAACCAAAACUGAAAAGCUAAUGCUGAUAAAUACUCCACCAACAACUGCAUUAGAAAUUCAAUUGAUGAUUGAAGAAAGUGAAGAGCGAUUAACAGAACAGCAAGUAGAAGAAAUACUGCAAAUAAUAAUUCAAAAUUUUCCACAUGUACAAAAAGAACAAACUGAGCCUGAAGAGGAUGCAGCAGAAUAAAUGUUAUAAAUAAAAGACUUAUUUCCAUGUUUUAUUUACAAAAAACCAAGUAUUCAUAAAAUUGCUCCUUUGUUAUUAAAUACAUAGAAUAAAUUACA
Messenger RNA from Aethina tumida (small hive beetle), 586 nucleotides. Its product is annotated as DNA-directed RNA polymerase III subunit RPC9. Gene Ontology annotation, cellular component: RNA polymerase III complex. NCBI's taxonomy places the organism in Eukaryota, Metazoa, Arthropoda, Insecta, Coleoptera, Nitidulidae. The coding region runs from base 90 to 488 and encodes 132 amino acids. The transcript is spliced from 4 exons. The record is from RefSeq and is a predicted model, not a curated record. Gene Ontology annotation, biological process: transcription initiation at RNA polymerase III promoter. Gene Ontology annotation, molecular function: nucleotide binding.